Suillus paluster is the source of this 657-nucleotide messenger RNA. RefSeq lists its product as uncharacterized. The record is from RefSeq and is a predicted model, not a curated record. The transcript has 2 exons. The coding region runs from base 1 to 657 and encodes 218 amino acids. Lineage: Eukaryota; Fungi; Basidiomycota; Agaricomycetes; Boletales; Suillaceae.
AUGACAACAAACCGAUACAACCUACGUCCCACCAAAAAACGCGCCCGGGGAGCCCUCCCGACUCCUAAUCUCCCCAGUGCUAUGCCAGCUACCCCCGUCGACUCCCCCUCGAACAUCAUGGACAAUGACAACAACCCUGAGACAGCCGCUCCUGUAGUGGCUGGAUCGGAGACCUCCGUCCUCAGGACUGUUCAUUCCUAUAGCAAUAUAGUCCAGGCGAGUAGCCCCUGGAUAAGGCCUCGCGCCGCCAGGGAGACAACCACUGAGCAGGUCUCAGUGGCUGACGUUACCCCUGUGUAUAAUACAGAAUCAGUGGAAGACGUAAACGAGAUUUUGAACGAAACCAUACCUCCCGCUCUCAGUGAAGCGGGUCCAGACUCUGAAAGCGAUGAGUCCGACGAUGACGAUCAUCCUUGGAUUGCAGUAAAGCAUAAGAGAAACCAUAAGGGAACCUCUUCGGGGGAAAACGAUAACGCGGAUGAGAGUUCACCCGCAUUAACUCGAGAACAGCGAAACCUCGGAAUGGGGGCAGCGGACCUGGAUGAGGAAGAGCUUGACGCAGAUGCCCAGCGUGUGGCGUUCAAAGCCUGGAAUGCUGCGAAAGCUGCUGCUGAGGAUACCGACGCUGAUCAGGAAAUGAAUGACUCGUACCGAUGA